This is a messenger RNA of Dicrocoelium dendriticum, 1934 nucleotides long. The record is from the annotation of a GenBank genome assembly. NCBI's taxonomy places the organism in Eukaryota, Metazoa, Platyhelminthes, Trematoda, Plagiorchiida, Dicrocoeliidae.
AGGGUCUUCCAGUGUCGAACGCACUGAAUUCUUCGGAUAGCUACGUGUGCUCACCUGAUUCAGUUGGUCCACGCGUUGAGACAAAUGACGUGCUCUACCUCUUAACACAACGCCUACGUCGCAUUAAGCUGUGCAUAAGAAACCGCGAGAGGGAACUAGAGAAUUCUUGGGGUCGCAAACUGUGUCAAGCUGAGAAGCGUUCUGAUCCUCAGCUACGUGAAUUGUUAGACGAGAUCGGGGAAGUACGUUCAAGUAUACAGCAAGCGAAGCUGUCGCCAUCCAAACAACUUAGCCUCAAAGAAUACAGUCGUCCCCAAUCGGUUCAGGCUGAUUACGGACGUCAGAGCUCAGGUAAUUUCCCGAGCAACGGAACCGCGGACUAUAUGAGCAGAUCACUUUUACCUGGGUCCGACCUGUCUUCGUCCGUGUUAUUCGCCUCCCCUGUGCACCGUCGUAGCCUGGAUCAACUAGCACCACUAUCAACUCAGGGAGCAGAAACCGGAGGUGCAUUUGAUCAACCUAAAGCUCACUUUGUUCCCGAGUCCCACUGGUCCCUGGAACACAACGCCAUGCUUGUUAACCACACUUGCGGCCCAUCUCCUUCAAACGCACACCUGACGAAGCCUGAGCAUGGGAUAUGUGGAUCGGAAGCAUCCCUAAGCGAAACGUAUGCGGUGCUUGUCCAUCGACUCGCCGAAAAACGCUGCUCGGCCAAUCGUCCCGAGGCUUUACACUUGAUGACUCCGAAACAGAUUGAGGCAGAAAAACUGGCGAUUCAGAAAGCGCUCUUAUACUUUGAAAGUUUGCACGGUCGUCCCAAAACCCGACAAGAACGUUUGGUGAUGCGUCCUCUGUACGAUCGGUACCGAGCGGUAAAGAGAUUGCUUGCCGCCUCUCGAUCUGCUGUCGAUGAUACACAAGCAGACGGAUCUCGUGGCUCUGCUUUCGUCGCAGUUGUUGAUGGUCCUCUGACUCCACCAGAUGGAGAACCAUCACCUAGGUGUUCGAAUCUUCACUCUAAUGGCAUUAUGUCUCAAUCGGGAUUUAAUGGUCUUUCGGCGGAACAAGACUUCACGUGUGAGGUUCGUCAUGGUGGCCUUCGCAGCAGUUCUGACUGCGCCUGUCGUGAGGUAUCGACCCCAAACACUGCACUUCGUCGCGUCAGCCUUAUCGCUUCGAGAGAUGCCACUGACCUACAAUCUCGUGCACCAGCCUCUCUUGAACUCCAGCCGGUUACUCAGACGGACGUGAUUCGAGUUGCAAACAAUAGUGCUGACCACUCCAUCGCUGCCCCGUCAGGCACCUUUAUCGGAUCAAAUCGUUGGUCCUCCCUUCCCAGGGACUCUGGUUCGUCUGGUGCCCUGACGGACCUAGGCGCAGGUGAAUGGUUCGGCUCUUUUCGGCCAGUAACAAAGCACGGUAUCCCAAAAGCAGAUCGCCGAAUUGAUCGACCAGAUAAACCACCGUGUCCCAAUCCCCGAAUUUUCCCGGAAGCCCCAAAAGAGCUAGGCAACGGAUCACCCCACAAACAACCUCGGUCCCCAAAACUCGCAUGGCAUACGGAUGUUGAUUCUUCUGCAUACUUUCAUGCGAAGUAUGACGUCGCUAACGUGGAUGCAGAUAACGCCCAGGUUGGGCCAACGAACGAGCACAAAUCGAACCAUCAGCGGCUAGUUCAAAAUCGUCGGACCAUCUCAUCACCAUCUGAGCAAAUUUCAGCGCAUACUCUUUCAAACAGAGAUGCCAAUUUGAGUGACUGGAGCGUGACCACUUUGGAAUCCGAACUGCAAACGGUACGCGAAAACAAACGAAUGCUUCAGAAAACGCUGAAAGAUUUUGAACACCAAUUUGAACGUGCGACUGGUCAGUCUUUUUUCAUUUCAAUGGAUCCAUCCGUUCAUUUUCGUCUCUUCCGUUUCUCAUCCACAGGGUGA